Messenger RNA from Diabrotica virgifera virgifera (western corn rootworm), 882 nucleotides. RefSeq lists its product as uncharacterized. Lineage: Eukaryota; Metazoa; Arthropoda; Insecta; Coleoptera; Chrysomelidae. Bases 33 to 842 code for a protein of 269 amino acids. The transcript has 4 exons. The record is from RefSeq and is a predicted model, not a curated record.
AUUUACUAUUUAUAUAAACAUUUAUUCUGGCAAUGUCUGAGGCUCCUACAAGCCCUUCAAAAGAUCACCAGCUAAAAGAUGUUGCAAAUACUUCAAAAGAUUAUCAGCUAAAAUAUGUUCCUUGGGUUUUUAAAUCGUCUUCUCAGUUUACGCCAUAUUAUACUAGAGUAACUCAAAGUAGUCUUGGGAAAUAUUGCGUUCCAGUUAUUUCCAAAGAUGAUGAAUUACCAAAAAGAGGUCCUAGCGUAAUUCAUCCUAAAAUUUUAGAAAAUAUGAUGUUUGAUGAAAGAUACUCCUGGUUGGCUAGACCAGGUAAAGAAGACUUUUUUAUCCACGAAAUGUACAGAAAGUUCACACCCGAUAGAUCAAAAGGAAUGUACGAUCCGAGAUAUAUGCAUAAAGAAAAAAUAUUCAACCGUUCGUAUCAGUUUGAAUUGGACUGUAUCGAAGCUGAACGACUAGAAAAACGUCGAGUCAAGAACGAAACAGACGCGGCAGAAUUUGAGGGGUCUUUUCAAAGACUAGUUAAGAAACAAGUAGAAAAAGAAUCGCCUCCCAUACCUUUGGUCCCUUGCAAAAUAGAACCUCCCAUUUGGUGGCCUAAAACUCCACAACCAGACGAAGAAAUUAUAGAACCGGUAAAGGUAACUCCAGUUUACACAAGGUCUCAUGCUAGAUGGAUAGAAGAACCAAAUUUAACGGCUUUUGUACAGGACAAUCUUUGCCAGAGGAAAAAGGAUAUGCUACUAGUUGGCCAGCCUUUUAAAACCGAAGCAUGCAACUGGUAUUACAAAAUAUACCCGCCUCCAGACAUAAAAUUCGUCCCAAAAAGUUUACAGUAGGAAAUCUGUCACACUGACAGUAUAUCAAAAUUUUCGUUAA